This is a messenger RNA of Nestor notabilis (Kea), 758 nucleotides long. RefSeq names its product inhibin beta C chain-like. Gene Ontology annotation, molecular function: cytokine activity; growth factor activity. Gene Ontology annotation, cellular component: extracellular region. The record is from RefSeq and is a predicted model, not a curated record. The annotation marks the transcript as partial. The transcript has a single exon. Gene Ontology annotation, biological process: SMAD protein signal transduction; BMP signaling pathway. NCBI's taxonomy places the organism in Eukaryota, Metazoa, Chordata, Aves, Psittaciformes, Psittacidae.
AGCCCACAUCUCCCUCUCGCUUGGGGCUGCAGUUCCACUUCAGCCGCACACAAGACCAGGACGUUCACAUCCUGCAAGCUCAGCUCUGGCUCUACCUUCGAGUCCCACGAGACCCGGUAGCCAGCCUCACCCUGCAAAUCUUCCUGGCUGGUGGGGAAGGUGGUUUGGGGGGGGGCAAUCGCACGCUGCUGAGUGAGAAGCAACUGAGUGCGCGGGGCAGCGGCUGGCACGCCUUCACCCUCAUGCCUGCCCUGCAGAGUUUCUUUGGGGGAGAGCAGAGGACCCUGCGGCUAGAACUGGAAAGCCACGGGGAUGGGGGUGAUAUGGCAAUAGUCAAUGCCAGCUGGUCCCACCAGCCCUUCUUGGUGGCCAAGGCAAAGGUGAGAGAACCAGGUCACCAUGUGGCCAAGCGCAGCCUCCGCUGCAGCCAAAACUCCAACCUUUGCUGCCGCAAGGACUACUACGUGGAUUUCCGAGACAUUGGUUGGAAUGACUGGAUCAUUAAGCCUGAGGGCUACCAGAUAAACUACUGCGUGGGCCAGUGCCCUCUACACGUGGCUGGCAGCCCUGGGAUGGCCUCUUCUUUCCACACAGCUGUCUUCAACCUCGUCAAAGCCAACAAUGUGCAGGCAUCGGGGCACUCCUGCUGCGUGCCCACACGACGCCGGCCGCUCUCUGUCCUCUACUUCGAUCGCAAUAGCAACAUCGUCAAGACUGACAUCCCUGACAUGAUCGUUGAUGCCUGUGGCUGUAGCUAG